AAGGAGUCUCGCGUUUCGUGCCGUCGAUCGAAGUGACAGUGAUUAAAUGAAGAAAAAUCCUUAAAAGAAAUGCAGAAGGGUGAUCGUGACGUGACGUGAGCCUCCAGUGAAAUGUUAUUUUCGUCAUCCCAUGUAUCCGUAUUUUAUUACCAUACUCAAGUGAUCCAUAUCCAACGAGAAAUAAAGAAAUCUCGAAUACUGUAUUCGAAUUAAAACACAGACAAAAUGGGAACCAGAUUCGCUGCCUAUUCGUUAAAAUUGAGUAACCUCCACGAAUAUUACCAAAGACUCCUUCACAGUGGUCACAGUAGCCAACCUGUGCCUUCCGGCCUCGACAUGGCAAACACAGUGAAGUUCUUCUCCCAAAUGCUGCUGUCUCUGUUGAAAGAAGUUCGCGAAGCUCCUCUAGAAAUGGUAAAGUCGCAGAAGUUCGACACGGAACGCAUGGCACUCUACCCGAACUUGGAUUACAAACAGCUGUACAACGCUCUGACACAGUUGAUCGACGUGGUUUCGUCUAUUCACAUCGGCCUGCAAGCAUUUGGUCAGGCGCUGCUGCAGUGUCUGGCGUGUCUCUUGCCUUUCCUGGAUCACGAUUUGAUCGACAACGUGCCCUACCUGACUGCCAGCUCGAUCUCUGUGCUUCCGUCGGAGCUUCAUCAGGACAUUGUCAACUACCUCUGCUUCUACAUCCUACCGUUCACCAUCACAAGGAAGACCGAGGAUGGGACGGAAAACGCGGCCAGUCAGUCCAUAGCUGCAGUCAUCAUGAUGAUCUUCCACUAUUCCAACAACCCAGCACACCACUGUCAACUACUGGAGUGUCUGAUGGCACUGAAACCAGGCGUGGUAAAGGACAUCCUGUGCGUGGUAGCCUACGGCACAGCCCCAGCCAGAGCCUCAGCCGCCAAGUUGCUGUUCUACUAUUGGCCAUCGUUCAACCCUAACCUCUUCGACCGCAGGGCAGUCCUCGUUAAAUUUGCGAACGACCUGACACCGUUCGUCUGUCAGAGAGACUCCUGCCCUAACGCUGGGAACGCAGAAGCUGGCAAGGUGUGCUACGAUCAUCGAAUAUCCAUCACCUUUGCCACUGAGACCCCGCCACCCAUAUAUCUCUGCAUCGAGUGUGCCAACGAGAUACACAGGGCCGAUCCUAAUCAGAUGUUCUACGAUAUUUUGCAUCCCAUGCAACAGGUGUCCAUGAUAUGCGAGAACAAGAACUGCAAAGCCACCGACAAAUCAGCGAUCAGCGUCUGUUUCUCCACCGAAUGCGCCAGCUAUAACGGGAACCACCCUAUUCGCUAUUGCCAGCAGUGUCACAAUAUUCGACACGACAAACGCCGAGGUGGGGACCACGUGUAUCACACAGCGUUACCGCACAUUUCUAAGUUGGAUCCUCAGACGCAGACCUAUAUGGUCCAGGCGAUAGUCAGCCUGCUUAAGGAAGCUGAACCGCUAAGUAUGGAUAGUAACCGAGACAUCUCGGAAAUAAGUACUAAUAAGGGCAGCACAGGAUUCCCAGGGAGCAGCGGCGUGAGCGGGGGUGGUUCCGGCAGUGGUAGCGGGGGUCAGUUCGAUUCGGCCACCCUGGAGGAGAGGCAGCUGCUAGGGAGAUACGGUGUCUGGCUGCUGGUGGGGCUUUGCACCCCGAACCAGGACACCUCGAUCGAAAUUCUCGGCCGUUUAUUGUCAAUGCUAUUUCAUUGGUUUCAUGUUACUGCCUACUCUUUCGAUGGUACUAAAAAAAGCCUUAUGCACCUUAUCUUUUCUGUUGGACAAGCGGAGAGCGCGCUGGAGAAAUUGAAAACCGAAUACGUGUGUGGAUGGCUGUCAGAAGUGAUGAAGACUCAUUACGAGGUCUUCAUUUCCUGCCUUCUUCCGCAUCCAGCGGACUAUGUUCGAGUCGGAGGACACUGGGAGACACUGGCUUCGAGAACGUCGCACUUGAAAGACGGCCUAAAUCGCCUAUUCUGCCUGGUCCCCUACGACGUGAUCACCCCAGACGUCUGGGACUACGUGAUGCCACACUGGAUGGAGGCCAUGGUGAACGACGUGCCAGAGUACGAGCUGCACGAAUUAAAAAUGAUCUUAUGCAAAAUCUUGGACCGAGACAUGAGUCCCCUAGGCUUCGACGCGAAGAAGAUGUACAACUUCGUGGCGAAACGCUUCGUGAACACCUGCGCGAAAGUGCAGGAGCAAGCUCUGAACUGGCUACAGACACUGACCAUGCUCGAGAUCAGUAUCCCUCUCUGUCAACUGUUCUCCAUGUUCAGCGACGGAGUGGCUGUGAUGAGCGCCAUGAACUCCAGCGAAUCCGAGCAGAAGCCUAGCAAAGGAACGAAGAAAGAAGACAACGAAGGGAAUACUAUAUGUUCUAUGGUUGAGAACGAAUCGGGAAAAUCGACACCGUUGUCAGACGACGUGGUGCCUACACCUAGACACAUGGAAUUCACUACGAAUGCCGAGCUGAACCUAUCCUGUUGCAUUCUCAUGCUUGACAUUCUGUUGAAACAGAUGGAGCUGCAGAACGUGGACAAGCACACAGGGAUUAACACGUGGGUGUGCAAGGAUGCGUGUCGUCUGAUGAAGUCGAUCGUAGCCGCGAGUUGGAACAACUGUCACGUGUGCAGUGCCAAUAGCGAGUGCACUUACUGCGAGUCUAGCGUGAUCUGGCACCAGUUAUGUCUACAAUUGGUCACCUACAUGGCACCGGAGAGUCCAGCUUACCCUCCCGACAAAAUCGUGGAUGACAGCGCGGACGAUCACGGUCGCAAGAGUCCAGAGACAUCUAGGAAAGGUGACUCGAAGUCUGACGUGGUGAUCAGUAUGCCGGUAGCGGAAACGCACUCGGUCGGUGGCGUUCUCGCGCACAUGCCUCAGAUCAUGACAGCCACAGUAGAGACAGUUUCGGAGCAGCUGGACCUUGCGGCUAUCAUGCCAACGGAAAAGGUCAUGUCGGCUGUUGCCCGGGCCGUUACCCUCUCAGAGACUGACGUAGCCACAGCAACAGUGAGCGUAGCCAAACCACGACUGAUAGGAGAGAACGAUCAGCCGCUGAAUCUCAGCCCAGAGAACGAGACAGACGAUUUCUGGCACACGUCUGUUGGAAAGUUUCGAUUCAAUAUCGAGGAUCUUCCCGAGCAGUUGCAGUAUAUACACAAGCUUCUAAAGGAGGUGAUGACGAUCGACAAGCCAGACAUCCUCUAUUACAUGCUACAAUGUCUAAACGUGAUGUGUCUCUACGGAGACGCUUUCAACAUAGCGGUGAAGGACCACCAAGGCUUCUUCAUCUGGUGCCAAGAAAAUCUGCUGAUCAAAAAUCUAUGGGAACUCCUAAACGCCGAGCACUCGCACAUAGCCCAAGUCACCGUGCCAUUGCUGCUACACUGUGUCACGCUACCCUGCGGGACUGACACUUUCUGGCGUCUGAUCCAGGAAGAGUUCCACAACCUGGACUGGCGAGUUCGGUUCGUGGCAGUCGAGAGAGUUACGCUGAUCGCCAGAUUCAUGGACUCGACUCCUCUGAGAAACGUGAUGAGCCUCCAGGCAGCUCUGGCGAACGCAUUCUGUUAUCUGAUCGCCAGCAUGGACGACAGCAACGUGUACGUGGCUCAGAGAUCCACCUUGUACCUUGGUACCAUUCACGACACAGCCAUGAAAUCGCUGAUCCUCUGUCUGGAGACCCAAUUCGACUCGGUGAUAGUGGAUCGCCCAAUGGUACUGCAGUCGUUGUACCAAUUGCACAACAGUCUCAGUGACAGAUCUAUAUUGACAUGGGAGUUCUUCCUGAACCGUUUCGAGGCUCUGUUCCUGGAGGCUCAGAUAAUCUUGGAGAGAUCCGGGGAUGUGCCCUAUCUACGCGAUCUCAGAAAUACGGAUCUAAACAGCGAGAUCUUCAUGAAGAAGCUGCACAGAGCUCAGGAAGCUCUGUCGCAGUCUGACGGGAGCGGAACCAACUCCAUAAAGACGCUGAGCGCUAGCUUCGGCACAAAAUGGCCGUACAAGCGCACAAUGUCCGCGCCUGCGUCGAUGAUUCCUCGCCAGGACACUAAACAAGAAAAGGAGAAGGUGUACAACCGGCAAUACUCGGCGCCUAUCCUGAAGCGCAAGAGCUCCAGAUUCGGACUGGGUCAGUUGCUGGGGCCCACCCCACCUAAUAACAGUAUACCAGAUGGACAUGUUCAUUCGUUGAAUAUGGUGGACGAAACUAGUGCGCUGCCAGGAAACACUCACAAGAUCGUGGACUUGGAAGAAGCUGACAAGGAGACCAUGCAUUUGCUGGUCUUCCUGCUAAUGCAGUUCCUUUCUAGACAGGACCAGGCCUAUCCAACGGAUGAGAAACCCCUAUCGAAGACUCAAGGAAUCGUGUUGCGCCAUCUGUACCUCCUACUAGGCUACAACCAAACUGAACGCACUUUUCAUACUUCACCGCAACGACUGAGGGUAUCUCCAGUGUUCAACGUCUUCAUCGCGAAUCUGCCUCAACUAUUAGACCAGAACCACGUGAUGGGAUGGGUGAUGACACCGCCUGUUCUAGCUAUUCUUCAGCACUGUCCUUGUCCUCCGCAAGGUAUGCCUCCGUCUGAUCAUCAAGCACCCACUUACAGCCUCUGGUACCUCGAACCUCAAAACAGACGUUCUUGGUUAAUGUCUCUCCUUGUCAUACUGUAUAAGUGUCAAUACGGCCAGCAGCCAUGGUGCAGUCAGCUGCAAGUGCUGAUCAAGAUCGUGUUGAACACUCUGGACACCCAGUACCACCAGUGCAAGAGGAUUCCAGCUACUGUCGUGAUGGGUGGCCCACCAUCCAGAUCACGCGACGUCUCACAACCGUCUCUGGGCGUAGACCACGAGUUAAUGGCCAGUACCGUGGGAGACCUGAACGCCGAGAGUCCCCCGAUAAGGACUCCCAUGGUGUCAGUGCACCAACGAAGUCCAGGGCCGACGCACAGUCAGAUGGAGACUCAUUGGGAGGAGAGUGCAACCACCUGUCGUUACACGAACAAGCACUCCAGCUACUCGAUCAAUGCGGAUGAUACGGAGUCCGAGCUGGCUGCAAUACCCGAGAGCCCAAAAUCUGACAGCACCUUACAUGGCAGCAGUGGGGGAUCGCUCGGAGAACUGGAGGAAACACCCACGUCUGUUAUCAGGAGUGUUUCUCUACAUGGAUCUAGGAUCUCGUCCGACAUGUUGACGAAAAUGGAAUGGAACAAUCAGAACCUUAUCAGAAAAUCGGAAGGGAUCAGCAGACCUACGUGGUUCCUUGGCAGCGAGGAGGAUUCUCACCAGAGUACAAGGACUGGGCCCCAGAAAAAGUGGAGCGUGCACGAGGGCGUGAAAAUGAUGGUGACAAGCACGUUAUUGAGUGGUCAGGCAGAUUUGCAGAGGUACACUCCUGGGUCGAGAAUGGAGAAAAUGACAGAGAGGAUAGAGAAGGGAAUCCUGGAGAAAGGGAUACCCGAAAAGUCAGCGUCAGAGAAGGCUGCCCAAGAGAGGAACGUCACUGUACAGAUCUCUUUUAACGGGGACACAGCUUCCUCGAAGCCUUUUGGGUUAUCUAGCGCUCUCGUCAGCACUCUGCCAGCCCAAGUCCAAAAAUACGAGUUCUCGAAGGACAAGAUGCCCCCAGCAGGUUCGAGCAAUUCGGAUUCACCGAAUUCUAAGCAACUGGGUCGUCAGAAGCGCAUAGAGCAAAGUGUGACCAUAUCCUCGCCUGUGUCUCCAGGCCAAGUGGUUACAGUGACGAGCAGCGACCAGUCAAGCUCGCCAGCAGUCAGCUCGAUCUCGUCUCAGAUCACGAGCACGGACAAUGGCCAGCAUCCAAGCUGGAACGACCCUCCUCAUCCGCUAACAGCGCCAACAGUCGAGAGACUCCUGCCUAUUGGAACUACGGUUCGCCCGGCUGGCUCGCGACCCACUCAACGAAUUCUCCGAUGCGAAGAUACGUAUGGCUCUCCCGAGUCGCCUUUAUCGAAGAUGGACGUCUUGACAGUCAGCUCUUCCUUCGAUCAGGACAGCGAAACGUGCAUGUCCAGCGACAUAACGAGUCCACGAAGCAUAUCGCAGUUAGAGUUCCCCAUGCCUGAACGACUGCUACCUGUUGGGCCUCACAGAGACUUCUCCUGCCUGGUUGAGCACGUUCGCCAGGCGCUCGGGGUCCACGAGAUGGAAGAUUCCAAUAAAUACAGCAAUGGGAGAGGAGAUGGUCAGCUGCCGGUGAAACAGGACAGCACAACGUCUGAGAAUAUGUCAGCAUCUCUGGUCCCAACGUCUAACGAGAUACACUCGAGUAGAUCGACGAGUCCAAGACGACUGAUCAAGCAGGUAGCUCUAGAAUCGCCGCCUCCAGCGAUCGAAUGCUUAGAUUAUCCCUCUAGAGCCUUCGACCCUGAUCGGAGAACCAGAGCAAAGGAUCACAUUCGUAUCCAACGAGACAAGCCUCGAAAGGACAGCAUCACUGGGCAAGAUGGUCCAAUGACCAGACGCACAGAUUCUUGGUCUGGUCCCCAACUGCAGCCAGCCUUCGACGUCGCCUCGCAACAGGCCUAUCACGCUGACUUCAGUCUAAAGCAGAGUCUGUUUCGCAUCGGAGAUGACUGCAUUUACGAGAGGUGCUCAGAAUGCGGGACGAUAAAAGAGGAGUACUCCGACGAGGAACUUGGACUGUGCAUCAUCAAUUUGGGCACGUUCAUCCAUCGCGAGCCGUCCCUGGCAGCCCCGCUCUUGCCAGAAAUUCUACGUGUGGUGACAAAGGUGGCCCUCAACGCGAUGUACCCUUGGCAGAGCGAGAGCAACAAGCAUCUGCCCGGUGGCGCAAUCAGCGUGGCUCACCAAUUCCUACGUUGCGUGCUGCACCAGCUGGCGCCUAAUGGCGUUUUCUUGCAAAUGUUCCAAACACAUCUGAAUGAGUCCACGAGGAUGCAGUUCUUCAAGAGCGUCACUCAGGCCCUGGCCGACUUCAACGAACUCACUCCGAUUGCACUUCUGCAAUUAUUCAUCGAGGCCCUGAACGCGAAGAAAUCCCUACCAAUGGAACGCUUGCCGAUUAUACUAUACAACAUAGCCUGCUACCUGGAUUGUCUACCUCUGGAAGCUGGUCUGGGUCCAGCUGCAACCACUUGGAGCGGUCUUCUGACACAAUUUGACGGCCUGUUCCGCAGACUCGUGCUGCUGCUCUCGUCCAUCGAGGACACCACUCCGUUAUUAAGGAUCAUGAUUUCUUUAUUGAAGGUCCCUGGUAUCCAGCAGUCGAAGGGCAUGUUGGAUCCCUUCGCCAAGGUGCUGAGCUACGCCAUCCAGAAUUCUAUCAUCAAGUACAGCUACCUGACGGAUCUGUGCUACCUCUGUCACAGAGGCUUCACCAGGGACAGGGACAAACACUUCUUCGGGAGAACCAUCGUGUUCGAGCUGAUCCAGGCGAUCAAGUUCAAGACCAGUAUACCGGACUCGAAUUUUCUCUUGCUCCUGCAUUUCGUGCUCCAGGACAUCGGUGGUUCGUUACCCAACACGAUCGCUUUGGAGAACGUCCAAACAGACAUAUCGCCAAUUUACAAUACCAACGCCUCCGAGUCCCUGAAGAAUCAGCUGUCAGACGUGCUCGACUUCUUGGCAGACUUUCACACUUUGAGUAAAGUGAAGAGCUACAGCAAGGGAUUGCAGGUGGGACUGAACGAGGACACGUUAGGCGGUAUAUUGAAAUGUGGUUUGGCGCAGUACGUCGCUCUAGAAAUUACGAGAGGCAAUAACAGGGAGAACAGAGCUGUGGCUAGGUAUCUGCCAUGGCUCUAUAGCGCUCCUUCGAUGAUACAGCAAGGAGCUCGCGAGUAUGUGGAUUGUAUUGGACACAUCAGAUUGCUAUCCUGGCUCCUGUUGGGUUCUCUCACGCACACCGCGAUGUACGCUGGCAAUAAUAAUACCCACACCCACGGACCAUCGAUCCAAUCUGCACAACCGAUACCACAGGAGGUUUCUUGCCACGUCGCGGAUCACGUGCAAAUUAUAUUCUCCGGGUUACCGGAACAAUCUAAAGCAUCGGUUUUACACAUGUCCUCGAUGUUCCAUGCUUUUAUACUGUGUCAGCUAUGGACGAUGUACUUGGAAGAGCUAUCUAAAAACAAUCCAUCGAACAGCGAGGGCCACAAUGUUACCAUGAAUAUUUUGCUGGAAUUUUGGGGGAAAAUAACACCUCGUAUAUUGCAACUGGUGGGAUACUCGAAAGUUGUAGCUGAGAUGGUAAACUUGCAUUUCUUAAGCCUACUCGAAGCUCUCCUAGAGUGUGGGUCUAUUUUGUUAAGUAAAUUGCUACCUCUCUGGAGCCCCAUCCUAUAUUCACAUCACGUUCAGCUACCAGGGCAUUUACAAGUGCGUUUACAAAAUUGUCGGGACUUCCCGCCCACCAAAAUGUCGGAAAACUUUGUCUCGUCGAGACGAGAAUCGAAUGCCACAUUGUUACGAUGGUUGCAUCGAUUGCAAUUCAAGAUGGGGCAGAUAGAGAUGCAGUCUUCCACGGCUACGCAAUUUUACUCGAUUUAAGGGGGAAGAAUCGAAGAAAAAAAAAAGAACUGUCUACUCGGGCAGAGAAUGUUUUAUAAAGAAUGUUUUGCGAAGAGGUUGAGUCCUAUAUUAUU
This is a messenger RNA of Eufriesea mexicana, 8624 nucleotides long. RefSeq names its product UNC-79 domain-containing protein (gene unc79). The transcript has 48 exons. Gene Ontology annotation, molecular function: protein binding. The record is from RefSeq and is a predicted model, not a curated record. Bases 226 to 8529 code for a protein of 2767 amino acids. Lineage: Eukaryota; Metazoa; Arthropoda; Insecta; Hymenoptera; Apidae.